CGGGCUCCGAGUCAACCCCGCCCCCUCCACGGAUCCAGCGUGGGGCUACGAACGGUCUGCCCCAGUGGUUGCUUCCUUCAUCCCUGGUUGCCCGAGAUUAUGGGACAGGAACCGCGCACGUUGCCGCCCUCCCCUAACUGGUACUGCUCCCGAUGCAGCGAUGCCGUGCCCGGGGGCCUCUUCGGUUUCGCGGCGCGGACUUCGGUCUUCCUUGUCCGCGUGGGCCCGGGCGCGGACGCGAUCCCAGGGACGCCCCCAUUUCGAGUCAUAGGCGAGUUGGUGGGACACACGGAAAAGGUGUCUGGCUUCACGUUUUGUCAUCACCCGGGUCAAUACAACCUCUGCGCCACCAGCUCCGAUGAUGGGACUGUGAAAAUCUGGGAUGUAGGGACAAAAACAGUUGUGACGGAACAUGCACUCCAUCAGCAUACAAUAUCAGCAUUGCAUUGGUCUCCUCGAGUAAAGGAUCUGAUAGUAUCUGGAGAUGAAAAAGGAGUAGUUUUCUGUUACUGGCUUAACAGAAAUGACAGCCAGCACCUCUUUAUAGAACCUAGGACAAUUUUCUGUCUUACUUGCUCGCCUCAUCAUGAAGAUUUAGUAGCCAUUGGCUACAAGGAUGGCAUAGUGGUUAUAAUUGACAUCAGCAAGAAAGGAGAAGUUAUGCACAGGCUUCGAGGCCACGAUGAUGAGAUCCAUUCCAUAGCCUGGUGUCCCCUGUCGGGUGAAGACUGUUUAUCCAUAAAUCAAGAGGAAAAUUCAGAAGAACCUGAAAUGCCCAAUGGAAAAGUUAUAACACAAACUCCAGUAACAAAAGGCUGCUACUUAGCCACUGGGAGCAAAGACCAGACCAUUCGGAUCUGGAGCUGCUCUAGAGGCCGAGGGGUGAUGACUUUGAAACUGCCCUUUCUUAAAAGAAGAGGAGGGGGUGUAGACCCAACUGUUAAAGAGCGCCUUUGGUUGACACUCCAUUGGCCCAAGGAUCAGCCAACUCAGCUGGUAUCCAGCUGUUUUGGAGGUGAACUGCUGCUAUGGGAUCUCACUCAGUCUUGGAGACGGAAAUAUACCCUCUUUAGUGGUUCAUCAGAAGGGCAAAAUCAUUCAAGGAUUGUGUUUAAUUUAUGUCCUCUGCAAACUGAAGAUGACAAACAGCUGCUGCUUUCCAUAUCAAUGGACAGAGAUGUAAAAUGUUGGGACAUGGCCACUCUGGAGUGCUGCUGGACCCUGCCUUCCCUCGGUGGGUUUGCCUACAGUCUGGCUUUCUCUCCUGUGAACACAGGCUGCUUAGCUAUAGGCGUCGGGGAUGGCAUGAUCCGCGUAUGGAAUACACUCUCCAUAAAGAACAACUAUGAUGUGAAACAUUUUUGGCAAGGUGUCAAGUCCAAGGUUACAGCGCUGUGCUGGCACCCAACCAAGGAAGGCUGCUUAGCCUUUGGAACUGAUGAUGGAAAAGUGGGAUUGUACGACACCUACUCCAACAAACCUCCACAGAUUUCCAGCACGUAUCACAAGAAAACUGUGUACUCGUUAGCCUGGGGACCACCAGUACCCGCCGUGGCACUAGGAGAAGGAGACAGACCUUCCCUCACUUUAUACAGUUGUGGAGGAGAAGGGAUUGUCUUACAGCACAACCCUUGGAAGCUUAGUGGAGAGGCCUUUGACAUCAAUAAACUCAUCAGGGACACCAAUUCAAUCAAAUACAAAUUGCCUGUACACACAGAGAUCAGCUGGAAAGCAGAUGGCAAAAUCAUGGCUCUUGGCAAUGAAGAUGGAUCAAUAGAAAUAUUCAAGGUUCCUAACUUGAAACUGAUCUGCACCAUCCAGCAGCAUCAUAAGCUUGUGAAUACCAUUAGCUGGCAUCAUGAGCAUGGCAGCCAGCCAGAACUGAGCUAUCUGAUGGCCUCUGGGUCCAACAAUGCAGUCAUUUAUGUGCACAACCUGCAGACUGUCAUAGAGAGCAAUCCUGAAUCUCCAGUGACCAUUACAGAGCCCUACCGGACCCUGUCAGGGCACACAGCCAAGAUCACCAGUCUGGCAUGGAGCCCACAUCAUGAGGGAAGGCUGGUAUCCGCUUCCUAUGAUGGUACAGCUCAGGUGUGGGAUACUCUCCAGGAAGAGCCUCUAUGCAAUUUCCGAGGACAUCGAGGUCGACUGCUUUGCGUUGUGUGGUCCCCGCUGGAUCCAGAUUGCAUCUACUCAGGGGCAGAUGAUUUCUGUGUGUAUAAAUGGCUCACUUCCAUGCAGGAACACUCCCGACCUCCUCAAGGCAAGAAAAGUAUUGAAUUAGAGAAAAAGCGGCUCUCUCAACCUAAACCAAAGCCCAAAAAGAAGAAAAAGCCCACUUUGAGAGUGCCUGUAAGGCAAGAAUUAUGUGAUGGGAAUGAAGAAGAGAGUGUAAAGGAGAGCCUGGGCCCUAUUGAGAACGGCGUGUCAGACCAGGAGACCGAGGAGGAAGCCCGCGAGCCAGAGCCACCCUGUGGUGUCACCGCAGCGGUUUCUAAAGAACCAAUUAUCUGCACUCCAGCAGCCUUAGGUUUUGAAAAGUCAAAAAGCACCAUUAAUAACAAAGUCACUUUACUGAAAAAGGAGGUACCUAAAGAGAAGCCAGAAGCCUUAAUCAAGAAGCGAAAAGCUCGUUCCAUGCUUCCACUGAGUACAAGUCUGGACCACAGAUCCAAAGAGGAGCUUCAUCAGGACUGUUUGGUAUUAGCCACCACCAAACACUCCAAAGCAGGGCCAAACGAGGAUGUGUCUACUGAUCUUGAGGAAAGAUUUCACCUGGGGCUUUUCACAGACAGGGCUACCCUGUACAGAAUGAUUGAGGUUGAAGGAAAAAGUCACUUGGAAAAUGGCCACCCCGAGUUAUUUCACCAGCUCAUGCUUUGGAAAGGAGAUCUAAAAGGUGUUCUGCAGACUGCAGCAGAAAGAGGGGAGCUGACAGACAAUCUCGUGGCUAUGGCACCAGUCGCCGGGUACCAUGUGUGGGUAUGGGCUGUGGAAGCUUUUGCCAAACAACUGUGUUUUCAGGACCAGUAUGUCAAGGCUGCCUCUCACCUGCUUUCUAUCCACAAAGUGUAUGAAGCUGUGGAGCUGCUCAAGUCAAACCAUUUCUACAGGGAAGCUAUUGCAGUUGCCAAGGCCCGGCUGCGCCCAGAGGACCCAAUCAUAAAAGACCUGUACCUCAGCUGGGGAGCCAUCCUAGAAAAAGACGGCCACUAUGCCUUAGCAGCAAAAUGCUAUUUAGGGGCCACUUCAGCUUAUGAUGCAGCCAAAGUUUUGGCCAAAAAGGGGGAUGCGGCAUCACUUAGGACGGCAGCAGAGUUGGCCUCCAUCGUGGGAGAGAAUGAGUUGUCGGCUUCCCUGGCUCUAAGAUGUGCCCAAGAACUGCUUCUGGCCCGGAACUGGGUGGGAGCCCAGGAGGCCCUGCAGCUCCACACAAGUCUAAAGGGUCAGAGAUUGGUGUUCUGCCUUCUUGAGCUACUGUCCAAGCACCUGGAGGAAAAGCAGCUCUCUGAGGGCAAAAGCUCCUUUUCUUCUUACAAUGCUUGGCCCACAGACAGCGAAGGGUCCUUUGUGGAGAGGGUGACUGCAGUAUGGAAGAGCACCUUCAGCCUCGACUCCCCAGAGCAGUACCAGGCAGCAUUUCAGCAGCUGCAAAAUAUCAAGUACCCAUCUGCUACAAGUAACACUCCCUCCAAACAGCUCCUGCUCCACAUUUGCCAUGACCUGACCUUGGCACUGCUAAGCCAGGAAGCGGGCUCCUGGGACGCAGCUGUGGAAGGAUUGCUUCGGGCUGUGAUCCGGAGCUACGACUCAGGAAACUUCACCAUCAUGCAGGAAGUGCACUCAGCCUUUCUUCCGCAGGGCUGUGACCAUCUAAGAGACAAACUGGGUGAUCAUCAGUCUCCCACCAUACCAGCUUUCAAAAGUCUGAAGGCCUUUUUUAUUUACGGACGUCUAUAUGAAUUCUGGUGGUCUCUCUCUGGGCCUUGCCCGGAGUCCAGUGUCUGGCUAAGAGCUACUCACAGAAGUAAAACCUCUACUGGACAGAGCCAAGAGGUUGACAGUGUCAGCCCUGAAGAAACUGACCCCAAAGCUUCCCAGCCAGAGCCAAGCAGGACUCCAGAACUAGAUGUGAGACUUACAGAAGAAGGUGAGCAAAUGCAGAACGCUUGUAAGGAGCUCUUGUCAGAAAAGCAUGCUGGUCUCCAAAAUGCACAGAGAACUGUUGCUGAAGUCCAAGAGACCUUGGCAGAAAUGAUCCGCCAACACCAGAAGACUCAACUCUGUAAAUCCACAGCAAAUGGCCCUGAUAAGAAUGAACCUGAACAGGAAGGAGAGUCCCUCUCUCAUCCUCAGAACCAGUGUAAAGAAGAAAAAAAUGAACCAGUUUCUUUGCCUGAAUUAACCAAAAGACUUACAGAGGCAAAUGAGAGAAUAGCUAAGCUUCCUGAGAGUAUUAAGACCUGGCCUUUCCCGGACGUGCUGGAAUGCUGCCUCAUCCUGCUUCACAUUGGGUCCCAAUGUCCUAGCUUUGUGACCCGGGAAAUGCAGCAACAGGCUCAAGAGUUCCUUCAGAAGUACGGCAACACAAAAGUUUACAAACGACAUUACCAGACCCUCUACACAUGAACUUCCAAGGAUCUGUAAGAAAGCCAGAUUUUAAACAUCCAACACCUUUCACCUCUGCAUUUACACUUCACCAGACAUUCACUUUGAUCCCUAGAUAUUUCUGCAGUGAUCCAAGUAAUACAAAUGAGGGUCAAGUUUGAAUCAACUCUACAUUUGGGACCCAGUGAAAUCUGACUUUGGACUCAAUUGUGGUUUCCUACUGGAGGAAAGAUCAUGAAAAGCCAGCAGUAGUUACUCAAGAACUAACACCUGCUAAGUGAUUGCCUUAUGCAGGUUUCACCCAAAGAGGAGAAACUCUUUCAGUCACCCAAAGUGUUAUAUUCUUAAACACAAGCUACCUUUAUAAAUGUUUCGCCUGAUCAUAAACAUGUCAUUCUGGUUUUAGACACAAUUGCUGCAUAUUAUGACUACUGGUAUCAUUUUUUUUUAACUGUUUUUGUUAAUUUGGGUUCACUUCUACUCUUUGAAAGACUGAAGCCUGAAUGUGAAAGAGGCCUUACCCAUCAUGCUAACUCUGCCCUUUGUCUGAACUUCAGGCCAGAACUUUGGUUUCAGUGUGUAAUGGAAUUGCUUAUUUGAACAAAUCACUGACUAACACUUUAGAAGAACAAACAACUAAUUCAGAUGUGACUUACCCCUUCAGUUUUAUAAGAAAUGAAUGGUGAUCAAAAUAGCUCAGGAUGAAAUGACUGUUUCAUUGGUUCUUAAACUUUUUUUUUUUGGAUCAUAGGGACUUUUUGAGAAUUAAAGCCACAGAUGAUCUUUGAAGAAAAAUGCAUACUCCUCAUUUUGCAUAUGUAACUUUGGAAUCACUGGACUCCAACUUUAGCAUAAUAGGACCCUAUAUACUAUUUAAUUACAAAUCCCUGUGGGGGUUUGUAGGUGAGGGGGCUGUUGUUUGGUUUUGGUUCUCUAUUGUUAUUAUUUUCCCCUCACUAAUGAGCAUUUUCUUAAGA
This is a messenger RNA of Bubalus bubalis (water buffalo), 5585 nucleotides long. RefSeq names its product gem nuclear organelle associated protein 5 (gene GEMIN5). Gene Ontology annotation, molecular function: protein binding. The coding region runs from base 100 to 4629 and encodes 1509 amino acids. NCBI's taxonomy places the organism in Eukaryota, Metazoa, Chordata, Mammalia, Artiodactyla, Bovidae. The transcript is spliced from 28 exons. The record is from RefSeq and is a predicted model, not a curated record.